UAGCAAUUAACUAAAUUAGCUUGCUAGCCUAAUACAAAUCGCAUGGUGCUGAUUUAGAAGCUAGCAAGCUUAGCUAGCAAGUUCUAUCCCCCCAUGGCAUAUGCUUUUACGCCCUACUGACUUGAAUUCCUUUGAGGAGGAGGGUUGGCUGAUUACGUCUGUAUGGUGUGCAGAACCUAUGUGCAGCUAGCUAGCUAGCUAGUUAAAAGCAAUGAGCUGGCUGUCAUGCUGAAGCAAGGCAUGGGACCCUGCUGCUGGAGUUAGCUGACACCCUGGAGGAAAGACAACCCGCCUUGUUGUGAUCGGAUUCUGAAAUGCUGUGGUUAAGAAGAGCAGCUCGCAGCAGCGUCUCUAGUCGAGUCAACCCGCACUGAAAAGAAAGAGUCCCCUCCCAUAUGGAUGUGUGUAACCCCAACCCCAACCGUACGGCCCCAGUGAGUGAGGCUGGGCCCCGGCGGGACCGGCCUCUGUGCUCCAGGACCAACGGGUGGAGCUGGCCUCCUCACCCCUUCCAGCUGCUGGCAUGGCUCCUCUACCUCUUCUAUGCUGUCACCGGGUUUGGAGUGUUCGUCCCCCUGCUUCCCUCCCACUGGAUCCCUGCUGGCUACAUCUGCACGGGCAUCAUGUUUGCGUGUCACCUGUUUGUCCACCUGAUGGCUGUUUCCAUCGACCCCGCGGACUACAACGUCAGGGCCAAGAGCUACCACGGCCCCGUGCCCGAGUUCGACCGCACGAAACAUGCACACGUCAUCGAGAACUGCCACUGCUACCUCUGUGAAGUAGACGUGUGAGUCUGACUUUAACUCUCUUCGUAAAGCCUCACAGAGAAAUGUUUUC
Molecule: messenger RNA, 837 nt
Organism: Coregonus clupeaformis (lake whitefish)
Lineage: Eukaryota; Metazoa; Chordata; Actinopteri; Salmoniformes; Salmonidae
Product: palmitoyltransferase ZDHHC1
Exons: 3
Coding region: 396-791 (131 amino acids)
Source: RefSeq, a predicted model, not a curated record